Molecule: messenger RNA, 705 nt
Organism: Brassica oleracea var. oleracea
Lineage: Eukaryota; Viridiplantae; Streptophyta; Magnoliopsida; Brassicales; Brassicaceae
Exons: 2
Coding region: 1-705 (234 amino acids)
Molecular function (GO): catalytic activity
Source: RefSeq, a predicted model, not a curated record
AUGAUUUGGAAAGAUUCUGUAUCAGUGAAGCUCUUGAGCCAGUCCCGUCAAUCCCUCACCUGUGAAAUCAAGCUUCCGGGCUCAAGCCUCUUUAUCUACACUGCAAUAUAUGCUUCUAAUGAGAGUGCAGAGAGAACUGACCUCUGGAUAGAACUUUUGAAUCUCUGUCAAUCCUUUGCGCUCUCCACUGUUCCAUGGAUGAUAGGAGGUGAUCUGAACCAAAUCAUUCACUAUGAUGAGCAUUCUCUGGCCUCUGUCAACAGCUUCUCCAAGCGGAUGGUAGAACUUAAAGAUUGCCUUCUUCAGAUGGGAUUGUUCGACAUGAGGUUUCAAGGCCCACUAUUCACCUGGACUAACCGCCAGCCUGAUGAUCCUAUAGCAAAGAAACUCGAUCGCCUUCUCAUCAAUAACCUUGUCUUGAACCUGUUCCCAAACUGUACCUCCUUCUUCCUCCCAGCUCUAUUCUCCGAUCACUCACCAUGUCUCAUAGACCUGUCCUAUAAGAUCCCCUCCUCUGGUACCAGACCCUUCAAAUUUUUCAACUACCUAACUCUCCACCCUGACUUUCACAGUGUGGUCUCUGAAGCUUGGUCUUGCGCCGGAAGCAUUGUCUCGAACCUCAGUGGACUGGACAGGUACUAUCAACGCCAACACCAGAACUGUUUGAACAAGAACAAUUGGCGCUCCAGAAGUGGAUCUUCCUGA